AUGCCACCGCGCGCUUCUUUGACAUCAUCCUUCUCAAUCACCGACUCUAAUAAUGAGGUUGUGUGUCCGCUUCGGAAUCAAGAUGGCUCAAGCUGUCGCAAGCGUUGUAUUGGCGAAAAACGUUACCGCUCCAUGCAGGAGCAUAUUCGCCGCGCACACCCGGAACAUUACAUUCCCAAGCUUCCUGCAACUGAAGAAAGCUUCCUGCUCAUGAUAAACACUCCACCCCAAGAUCGGCGAUAUGAGCAAGCUUCUACGGCUGCUGGCCAAGACACCCAUGACCGAAGACCCUGUCAUCCCAACGCAUCCAGCAAUCCCGGCACACCUCGAAAUAGUGAUGAAUAUACGACAAGUGGAAGAUGCUCCAUGUUAGGUGCUGCGAGCGCUGCCGCCGCCUUAGCAGAGCUUCACACUGUCAAAUCAGAGAGGGACAUGGACAUGGAUGGUGGCUACUAUUCCGAUUCCGAUGGGCGCCGCAUUCCUCGGACAUCAAUCGAAUUACCGCCACUGCAACUCCCCAACCACGAUAUUACGAGCGACCCGUAUACGUCGAAUAUCAAUCGAAAGUGCGAGAUACUGCCCUCGCUAUUAGCCAAUUCCCCUCCAGGUCGUUCAUCGACACUUCCUCCUCUUCAGCGGCCAUUAGGACCCAAUCGGCCUCGAAAGCAAUCAAUCACAAAGCGGGGGCGCGACCCCAAUCACAAAAAGAAGAAUUCUCGGGGCUCCGCUGCGGAUUGGCUUCGUCGCAUCCAGAGCGAAGAUCGGUUUCGGAUCGGUAAUGACCGCAAGGCUCUCUCGGCGGAGCCAUCUGCAGAUUAUGGCAAACGAUGGGAGGAUCUUAUAGACGCAGCCGACCAAGCUGCGUCUGCGGCUGGCGACAUAGAUGAAGAUCGGACACCAGUACCACAGUCGCCUGUAUCCAAUCAUCGGGCGUCAUUGCCACCAUUUACUCAUCAGCAGUUCCAAACGGAUAGCUACCAAGCGUCUCCGUUACAGCAAGCUUUGACUCCCCCUUCUUACAACCAAGACAACGUUGACCCGUUCCCCUCUGUGGAAAGCGGCGAGAGUGGAGAGAACUUCCACAUUGGAUCCAGAGGUCUUUCGGAUUCCUCCCCCAGUAAUACAUCAUCGCAGAACACGCAGAUUUAUUGCGCAGCCUGCCAAAGUAUUUCCCUGCUCAAAAACUCAUACGCUUGCACUGAAUGCAUCUGUGGCUUGUGCUCGACAUGCGUGGAGGUGCUCAUGGCGGAACAGGGAGCACGAAGGAAGUGUCCACGCUGCGCUACCAUCGGCGGCCGGUUCAAGCCUUUCCAGCUCGACAUCAGAUAA
Ustilaginoidea virens is the source of this 1329-nucleotide messenger RNA. RefSeq lists its product as uncharacterized. The coding region runs from base 1 to 1329 and encodes 442 amino acids. The transcript has 5 exons. The record is from RefSeq and is a predicted model, not a curated record. Lineage: Eukaryota; Fungi; Ascomycota; Sordariomycetes; Hypocreales; Clavicipitaceae.